This is a messenger RNA of Anthostomella pinea, 2739 nucleotides long. The record is from the annotation of a GenBank genome assembly. NCBI's taxonomy places the organism in Eukaryota, Fungi, Ascomycota, Sordariomycetes, Xylariales, Xylariaceae.
AUGGCCAACAAAGCGCCCUUCAAGACGACCUUCGAGGCCAGCGAGGUCAUUCGGCCUGUUUUCACCGGCGGUGCCGUUGCCAUUGAGAAUGGCGCACGCCUCUUGGCCACCACUAUGGGUGAAGAUGUCGUAUUGACGGACCUGAAGACUGGGAAGCACAUCACAUCAAUCGAGGGGGAUGGUGAAUUAAUAUCAACAUUGACCUUGACCCCCUCUGGCUCCCAUCUUAUCGUCUGUUCUCGGUCGCUGUCCAUGCGCAUAUACUCCUUACAGAAGAUACCGUCGGCCGACUCCAUCGAACCUCAGCUAGUACGAACACUGAAGCCUCACGCCACUCCGGUAAUAGUCCUGGCCGUCGAUAGGACGAGUACUCUACUUGCAACAGGUGGAACUGAUGGGUCAAUCAAAGUUUGGGACAUCAGUGGCGGCUAUGUCACACAUACCUUUCGAGGCCCGAGUGUGCUAGUGUCUGCGCUCCUCUUCUUCGAGAUGGCGACGGCGCCGAAGAAGCAGCUGGAAUCCGCUGGUUCCAAAGAGUCCGACAAGAGGAAGAGGAGGAAGUCGAAAGGUGCAGACGAGGACACCGAAGAGGAGGUCUCAGCUACAGCAAGGUUUCGCCUUGCAUCAGGAAGUCAAGAUGGCAAAGUCCGUGUGUGGGAUCUACACAAGAGGAGCGUUGUAGCCAAUCUCGACUCGCAUGUCUCCGAUGUUCAAGGCCUUGAUUACUCGCCCGAACAGAAUGCCCUGGUAACCGCCAGCAGGGACAAGACGAUACGAUGGUGGGAUACAAAGUCUUGGAAACCCCGGAAAGUCGUUCCAUGUUUAGAACUCAUUGAAGCUGUGGGAUUCCUUGGAGAUGGUCGGCUCACAUACAGCGCUGGUUCCAAUGGCUGUUUGCGCAUAUGGGUGACGGAUACCGGCCGAGAACUCACGAAGGAGCAGAAGGCAAAAUCCGAGCCUGAAGCUAUCGUAGGUGCAGUCUACCGGCCAGAACUGCCGUUUGUCGCCUGUAUACAGGUGGAUCAUACUAUAAGCCUUUACCAGGUCCCGUCCGAUGCUGGAGACUCCUCACAGAUUGCGCCACCCGAGCCCUACCGGAGGAUAUCAGGAACGCAUGACGAUAUCAUCGAUUUGCGGUACCUCCUCCCCGACUAUUCUCUGAUGGCGUUGGCUACAAAUUCCGAAGAUAUUCGGAUAGUAUCAGUGUCAGAGCCAAACUCUCACCCCGAUGCUCUAGUAUCUGCCGACUAUUUUGGUCAGGAUAUUGCCCUCCUCAAGGGUCACGAUGACAUUAUCAUAUCUGUGGAUGUUGAUUGGUCCGGACAUUGGGUUGCUACAGGCGCGAAAGACAAUGCGGCCAAGCUUUGGCGAGUCGACCCCGCCAACAACUCGUAUACUUGCUGGGCGACCUUUCCUGGACACGCAGAGUCUGUGGGUGCAGUAGCACUGCCUAGAGCCCGGCCAGUCGAAGGCUCCAAGGCCCACGCCAGCCCCUUGGACUAUCCACCACAGUUCCUGAUAACCGGGUCUUCCGACCAGACCAUCAAAAGAUGGGAGGUGCCCCGAGAGCCACAGCAAAGCGCAAAGUCGGCUAUCAGAGCCGCAUACACGCGGAAAGCCCACGACAAGGAUAUCAAUGCCAUCGAUGUCAACAACUCAUCCCAGUUGUUUGCCUCUGCAUCCCAGGAUAAGCUUGUCAAGAUUUGGUCAAUAGAGGAGGGAGAAACUCAAGGUAUUCUCCGUGGUCACCGGCGUGGUGUCUGGUCAGUCUGUUUUGCUCCCCUAAACAUGCCUGUGCUGCAGGGCGAGCAAGGGUCUGUCUCUGGAAAGGGUGUGGUUUUAACCGGAAGCGGUGACAAAACGGUCAAGUUAUGGAGCAUGACGGACUACUCAUGUCUGAGAACUUUCGAAGGCCAUUCAAACAGCGUCCUCAAAGUAGCCUGGCUUAAGCUACCACCGAACGAAGAGCGUUCUAAGAAGCCCGUGCUCAUUGCCAGCGCUGGCGGAGAUGGGCUCGUGAAGGUAUGGGAUGUCAAUACUGGCGAGACGGAGUGUACGCUGGACAACCACGAGGACCGGGUUUGGGCACUGGCUGUUCACCCUGAAACCAACAUGCUUGUUUCUGGGAGCGGCGACUCCACCGUCACUUUCUGGAAAGAUACGUCAACGGAGACACAAGUAGCUUCGAAUGAAGCAGCUCUGAAGAUCAUUGAGCAGGAGCAGGAACUCGACAACUACGAAUAUGUGGGAGCCUACCGGGAGGCUAUCACGUUAGCGCUCCAACUCAACCAUCCGCGCAAACUUCAGACCCUCUUCGAAAAGGUGGUCAAUUCGAAGACACCGGAUGCUGGCAGCCUGACGGGCUUGAAAGCCGUGGACCAGGUCCUUGCUAGUCUUUCGGACGACCAACUGUUUCUACUCCUCCUGCGACUUCGGGACUGGAACACAAAUGCUAGGACAGCACCGAUGGCGCAACGCAUUCUGUGGACCCUUGUCAAGAGCUAUCCAGCCUCUCGCCUGUCGAAUCUGUCCGUAAAAGGCGCCAGGGGGCAGAAGAGCUUGAAGGAGGUGCUGAACGCGCUCAAGGUCUACACUGAAAGACACUACAAGCGCAUGGAAGAGCUGGUUGAUGAAAGCUAUUUGGUGGAAUAUACCUUGAGAGAAAUGGAUAGUCUCGCACCGAGUCUGGACAGUAUGAAGUUGGUAGAAGAUGGGAGUACUGAUGUAGUGAUGACAUAG